AUGGAGCAGACAGUUACCAUUGUCAACAACUCGGGCAAAAUCAUCAGCACUGGAAAGCAGUUGUUCUCAAUAUUUCAAGAGGCAAAAGCCAUCUACAGCGAAAAAAAGGAGAGCGUCAAAGCCGAGCGUGCCCUCUCCCGUGCCAACACCUUUGACGGCACCGGAAACGUCCAACGUGCACCUUCAACCCAGUACGCUCCGUCUAUUCAGCACGCAUCGUCUGUCCGAGGCGACGACACCAGAGGUGGUCAGCAACGACAGGCUAUCCAGUAUGCCCCGUCCAUUCGAGGUGAAGAUGCCGAAUUCCGUCCUCGCACCCUAAGUCGUGCCCAGACAGCCUACUAUGUCGAAGAGGACCAGUACACUCUGCAAGACCAGCCAAGGCGCGCUUCCUACGAUGUCGCCGCCAGCGUGGCAAGCUCCCGUCGCAGUCACCGCACGCGGGCUUCCCAUCAGGACAGCCAGCACGGUAGCCACAGGCCGCGAAGCACUCGUGCACCCUCUGAAUACUCGGUUGCCUUGACAGCGGACAACCUAAAGUCGCACAGCGAGGCCGCCAGUGCCCGCCCCUCCAGACCCCCGACCACCAUGUCCAGAUAUCGCAGUCCCUACGCCGAGACGGUCCCCAUGGGUCAGUCAAAUAUGGAUCUCACCGUAGUGGAUCGCAGCGUCUACUACCCUCAAGACACGAGACAGCCUACGAUAGUCCCGGCGACGACGAUAGCAGAAUCGCAGUAUGGAGCCCUCGCACCUCAAUAUGAGGCGUAUGAGCCACAGUAUGAGGUUUACGCGCCCCAGCAUCAAGUCUACGCGCCCCAGUCCGAGGCCCCGGCGCCCCAGCACGGAGCUCUCGUGUCUAUGCCCAAGAAGAAGAAGAUUGAUAUGAAUCUUGCCUAUGGGAAUAUUCCACCCGAUCUUGCCGAAAGAACCGACCUCGACCCAGAACAAGGUGAGGCCACGGCCUUGGUCCGCAGGGUCGAAGGCUUGCUCGAUGAAGCCAACUGCGUGCAGCACUCUGCUCAAGCAAUGAUCAAGCACCUCCAAGAAAAGCCAGAGGCUGCCGCUGCGGUCGCUCUGACUUUGAGCGAGCUGUCUGCGGUUGCCGCCAAAAUGUCUCCUGCAGUUCUCGGUCUCCUCAAGGGCGGCUCGCCUGCCGUCUUUGCUCUCCUCGCCUCUCCUCAGUUUCUCAUUGCCUCUGGCCUCGCCGCUGGCAUUACUGUAGUCAUGUUUGGCGGUUGGAAAAUUGUCAAGAAAGUCCAGCAAGAACGUGCCGUCAAAGCCGCCAUUGCGUAUGAGGCAAUGGCCGCGAUUGAGGCCCCGCAGGCCCCCGAGCCCCCCCAACUCAUGGAGAGCAUGCAAAGGCCACAGAUUGUACGCGCGCACACACAUGAAGGCAGCUACUACGAGGAGGCUCUUGUGAUUGAUGAAGAGCUCAGCACCAUUGAGUCCUGGCGCCGAGGCAUUGAACAAUUCGGCGACGACGAGAGUGCCGACAUUGAGCUCAUCACCCCCGAGGCGGACCGCGCCACCCGCAUCGGCGACCGCGAACGCUACGAAGACGAGCGCGACUUUGACGACGCUCGCUCGCAUCGCAGCAGCCGCACGCACCGCAGUAGCAAAACAACUCAGACGAGCAAGACAAGCAAGACACACAAGUCUCACAAGUCUCACCACUCCCACCACUCUCACCGCUCCCACCGCUCGAGCAAGCACGGCGAUGAUGACGACCGCAAGAGCAGCAGUGGCUCUUCCCGGGCGGGUUCCUCAUCCAGCAAGCUCAAGCCGCGCUCCGAGGUCAACCUGGACGACAGCCGCAGCAGCCGCAGCCGCAGCCGCGACGACCCCGAGUUGCCCGUUCGUCCCAAGGCCCAACGUCAAGAGAGCGAUCUCUUCAAGAGCUUGUUCAGGAGAAAGAACAAGGACGCCAGUCGCAGCCAACUCGUCGUUGCGUAA
Molecule: messenger RNA, 1953 nt
Organism: Cordyceps militaris CM01
Lineage: Eukaryota; Fungi; Ascomycota; Sordariomycetes; Hypocreales; Cordycipitaceae
Exons: 2
Coding region: 1-1953 (650 amino acids)
Source: RefSeq, a predicted model, not a curated record